This is a messenger RNA of Brienomyrus brachyistius, 8205 nucleotides long. RefSeq lists its product as uncharacterized. Bases 2716 to 4464 code for a protein of 582 amino acids. Lineage: Eukaryota; Metazoa; Chordata; Actinopteri; Osteoglossiformes; Mormyridae. The transcript is spliced from 4 exons. The record is from RefSeq and is a predicted model, not a curated record.
UUUGGAGUUUUCCAUUGGCCAGCAAAGCACUUGAGAAAGUCCAAAUAUUUUCAGCUGGUCACCUAUCUUUACGUAGAUUUUGCAGGAAUGUGCUGGCUGACGGUCUGUUCUGUCGGGGGUGUGGAAGUGAUUGUAGGCGGUCCGCUGUGAGCCCUUAGCCUAUUGGUCGUGUGACUGGUGUCGCUGCUGCAAAGCUAUGUGGGAGACCACGGCCUUGGCUGCCUUCUGGCAGAAGCGCUACAGUAUCAAUCAAACUCUGCUUGAGAAGCACGCAUGGCUUUCUGCCACUACAGGCCUGUUCCUCACUUGCCCAUCCCAAGAGGAGGAAUCACGCCAUUCCUUUCUGCACUCUCUAAUUGCCUUUUGUUAAUGUUGCCUCAUUAAAGGAAGUCAUUAACAGAGAAAAUGGUAUUAUGGCCCCAUGGACUGUUUCGGCUUUCAAUAAAGAAACUUCCCCAAAAGAGUGAAAUCUCUAAAAUGCAGGGUAAUAUGAAUCUAAUUUGACAGGCACACAAGAAGCUAAACGUUCUUUUCAUUUAGUUUUUCUAAGAGAUACUGAUCUCUGUGAUGGGUUUCUGCCCCCAUCCUGGGUUGUUCCCUGACUUGUGCCCAUAUAGCCUCCAGGACUUUAACUAAAAUGAUCGUUUCUGAAUACUGGCAAGCCAAAUGAUUAUUUUUGUUAUUGUUCUUGCUGCCGAUGUGCUAGAACAUUGCUGUCCUAAAUAGAAUGGAUUUGUAACUUGAAGCCUGCCAGGUACCUGGUGCUUAACCCGAAGCCGUCAAUCAUACAGCUAAAUGGCUGUGUACCUAGCUAAUCCGUUCUACAGACUAUUACGUUGUACUGCAAUAUCACGUUUUGCCAUACGAUGGCGCAGAACCCUCAGGUUUGUCUCCAAGAGGAUUGCUAUAAAAAUAAUAGAUAAGUGCAGAAAUCUGUCUGUAUGAGAAACGUGGGCGUUUGUUGUGCUGAGCUCAUUUUUUAAAACGUGAAACGGUGCCUUGUGUUAAAAAAAAUAAAGGGAUAUUCGUUUCGUUUAAUUUACUGAUCUGAAAUGAAUGGUUAUUUAUGACAUUUACGAGUAUAAAACGAAAAUGAUGGCGGACCCUGCAAUUCAUUCGGGAAUCUUGAGCAGCGAUUGAAAGGCGAUGGGCUGCGCGUGCAAUGUCCGCGAAUGACUGGCGCGCGCCCGUCGGGCACGUAACGCACGUCUAAAGCAGCAGUUGUGUUGAUGUAAGAGCAGCAUGUAACUGUAUGCAAAAUCUCCAUUUGUUUGUAUUAAAUUUACGGAAACCGUAAUAUCACCGUGUGGUGAGAAAAACAGCUCAGCGGGCCAUUUUACCUCAUUCAAAUCAGAUCCAAAAGUACCCCUCACCCUCUCGAGGGUGAAGAUAUACGGAAAUUCUGUGAGCGUCUGUUGGAUGGAGCCUGUGGUACGGCCCUGACACACACGGUGACCUUUCCCCAGUGAAGCCAGCCGCCUAGACCACUGGCGGACCCAGGACCACAGCCAUCCCCGGAGAUCCGUCAUCCGUGAGACGCAAGCAAGGCUGAAGCGAUUAGCAGACCUCAGGGCCCGGCGGACGAGGCAUGUCUGUGUGUCGGAGGAGUGCCACUUAGCAGGAAGGACUGACAUCACUGCCUCACGUGGUGCGGCGCGCUCCACCGAGGACCUGCGGGCGCCCUCCCACCGCCGGACGGGGAACGCACCGUCACGGACAGCGAGAGCACAUUAUUGAUGCCACCUUCGGCCUUUGCUGUGGGUUACGUAAAUGACAGGUCGACACUACUGCAGGAUCACGACAUCUGUGCCCGGUGGGGCAGGGGAAUGACUGAUCAACAUCAGGCCGAAUGGGAUUCCGUUGCGAAGGAUCAGAGGAUUGCUGGCUGGGAAUGAAAGAUGAUGUUGAGGCGUGAAUGCUAACAUGUUAAUGUUAUUGUUUACGGAGUUAGUGCUAGAGUCUCACUUUAUUAUUCGUUUACAAUGGCAUUUUAAAUUGUGUGAACCAUUCAAGGGUAAAAUAUUUUAUUGUCUUGAUACUAGGGGCUGGUGAUGUCACCCGAACGGUGUUUUAGGAGGAAACAUCUGAAGGAGGUGAUAGAAAAGCACCACAAGGUGAUUAGCCUGUUGCAUGGUGAGGGACCGAUUCUGCAUUCCAUUGGUAAGUCGGAAUUUCUGAGUUCCUAGUUGGAAAUCUGAACUGAAGUGCCCCCUUAAUUUGGAAUUCUGACUCGAAAAAUGAGAGGAACCUCGGCAACCCCAACCUCAGAAUUCAAUAUGGCGGCGCCCUUCAUCAACAGAAGUGAACGCUGUAGUUAUGUAUUGUGUAUUAGCACUUGUGUCUUAUUCGUGCUUCUGUAAAUCAGCCAUACACACAGUACUGUCCAACCGCUAUCUGUGACCAAAAAUGAAUCUGGCUAGAACUGGGGUUCGUGGGAUUCACAAAGCUGGAUUUCUUGCUUAGCUGGAUAACUUGUCAGAUUUAAGGUCAUCUGGGCUAAGUGUUAGUGAACGAAGAUAAAGUGGGUAAACUGGGGCACCUUAAAUCCAACCAGUUAUCCAGCUAAGCAAGAAAUCGUGGUUUUUGAGACCCAUUCCCAGCUGGGACUUCCAGUCUCCGAGGUAAAUGGAAGGCAGCAUUACUGUUAGCUGUCAUCACGGUGGCUGAAGUCCAGCGGAUGGUGCUGAGGUGGCUGAGCACGCUGACAGUCUGGUCAUGUCUCACGGUGCUGAGGUGGCUGAGCACGCUGACAGUCUGGUCAUGUCUCACGGUGCUGAGGUGGCUGAGCACGCUGACAGUCUGGUCCUGUCUCACGGUGCUGAGGUGGCUGAGCACGCUGACAGUCUGGUCCUGUCUCAUGGUGCUGAGGUGGCUGAGCACGCUGACAGUCUGGUCCUGUCUCACGGUGCUGAGGUGGCUGAGCACGCUGACAGUCUGCUCCUGUCUCAUGGUGCUGAGGUGGCUGAGCACGCUGACAGUCUGGUCCUGUCUCAUGGUGCUGAGGUGGCUGAGCACGCUGACAGUCUGCUCCUGUCUCAUGGUGUUGAGGUGACUGAGCACGCUGACAGUCUGGUCCUGUCUCAUGGUGCUGAGGUGGCUGAGCACGCUGACAGUCUGGUCCUGUCUCAUGGUGCUGAGGUGGCUGAGCACGCUGACAGUCUGGUCCUGUCUCAUGGUGCUGAGGUGACUGAGCACGCUGACAGUCUGGUCCUGUCUCACGGUGCUGAGGUGGCUGAGCACGCUGACAGUCUGGUCCUGUCUCACGGUGUUGAGGUGACUGAGCACGCUGACAGUCUGGUCCUGUCUCAUGGUGCUGAGGUGGCUGAGCACGCUGACAGUCUGCUCCUGUCUCAUGGUGCUGAGGUGGCUGAGCACGCUGACAGUCUGGUCCUGUCUCACGGUGUUGAGGUGACUGAGCACGCUGACAGUCUGGUCCUGUCUCAUGGUGCUGAGGUGGCUGAGCACGCUGACAGUCUGCUCCUGUCUCAUGGUGCUGAGGUGGCUGAGCACGCUGACAGUCUGCUCCUGUCUCAUGGUGCUGAGGUGGCUGAGCACGCUGACAGUCUGCUCCUGUCUCAUGGUGCUGAGGUGGCUGAGCACGCUGACAGUCUGCUCCUGUCUCAUGGUGUUGAGGUGACUGAGCACGCUGACAGUCUGGUCCUGUCUCAUGGUGUUGAGGUGACUGAGCACGCUGACAGUCUGGUCCUGUCUCAUGGUGUUGAGGUGACUGAGCACGCUGACAGUCUGGUCCUGUCUCACGGUGUUGAGGUGGCUGAGCACGCUGACAGUCUGGUCCUGUCUCACGGUGCUGAGGUGGCUGAGCACGCUGACAGUCUGGUCCUGUCUCACGGUGCUGAGGUGGCUGAGCACGCUGACAGUCUGGUCCUGUCUCACGGUGCUGAGGUGGCUGAGCACGCUGACAGUCUGGUCCUGUCUCACGGUGUUGAGGUGACUGAGCACGCUGACAGUCUGGUCCUGUCUCAUGGUGUUGAGGUGGCUGAGCACGCUGACAGUCUGGUCCUGUCUCACGGUGCUGAGGUGGCUGAGCACGCUGACAGUCUGGUCCUGUCUCACGGUGCUGAGGUGGCUGAGCACGCUGACAGUCUGGUCCUGUCUCACGGUGCUGAGGUGGCUGAGCACGCUGACAGUCUGGUCCUGUCUCAUGGUGUUGAGGUGGCUGAGCACGCUGACAGUCUGGUCCUGUCUCACGGUGCUGAGGUGACUGAGCACGCUGACAGUCUGGUCCUGUCUCACGGUGCUGAGGUGGCUGAGCACGCUGACAGUCUGGUCCUGUCUCAUGGUGUUGAGGUGGCUGAGCACGCUGACAGUCUGGUCCUGUCUCAUGGUGCUGAGGUGUCACAACAAAGAUUUAACUGCAGGCACCGUGAAGAAAUUGCACAGUGUGCUUGGUUACCAGCUGGUGUUUGGGCACCUAUGAUUAACCAAGUACUGAUAGAUGCCUGAUGAAGUGAGCAGGUAAGGAAAACUUUUUUUUCAGAAAACAAGGUACAUGUGGGUGUGAUUGGCAGAAAUACGGAAUUAUACAGACAGAGGCACAUGGUCCAAGGCCCCCAAGGCUAUUUUAAUUGUCAGAUGGGGACAACUGUUGUCAGUGUGGGGGGAGGGGGGUGCAAUAAAGGUCCCAGGGCUUCUGGGAUUCAGCCCGGGUAGCCUGUUACAGUGCCAGUAAUAAAACAGAUCAAAUAUCCUUUCAAAAUAUUAAAUAUAUUUCCCCCCAAAUUUUUGACAGGCGUUUAUGUUUGACAAUAAUCUCAUGACUUCUUAUAUAAACUCUCAAACAUGACACUCAAAGGGGCAGAUUUAGUUUUCACUGUAAAACCAUGUUUUCCAUAGUGCCCCCUCUGGUGAUCAAAGGCAUUUAUUUUGCUGUUUCCGAUGGUCACUGAUAUCCGUCCAUCUUGCAUAAGCGCUCUGCAGCCAAUCCCAGGCAGCCGUUUAUGUCUUUGGCCAUCGUUAUAAGGACUGCUCUGCUUCAGUGACUGGCUCUGGCCUCCAGCAGACGUGUCUACGUGCUGAAAGGGACUUUCAGGCACCUCUGUUGUUUUUAAUUUCCAUGUCUCCAACUCUUCCUUGCCUUGUUAUUCCAGCUGUUGAAGAGACGCUGUGGUCAAAAGUAAGCAAAUGAAAAAAAACAAUGCCGAUAUAACUGCUCGAACCACUGCUGAUCAUUCAGUUGAAUAAAAUUAAAAAGAAAUUCACCUAUUUAAUUUAGUGCACACUUUGUAUUAAAUUGAUGUGCAGUUGGGAGAGGCAGGGUCAGCUAGUCCCCGGAGCAACUAAGGAUUGGGGGGCUUGCUGCGGGUCCCAAUGAUGACAUCACUUUGUCAGCCAAGGGAUUUGAAACAGUGACCUUUCGAUUAAAGGUACAACAUCGUGACCCAUUGAGCCACACACUGCCCUAAACCAAUUUACUUCGUUUAUUUUUUAAACAUCGUCUGUUUGUGCGUUUGUUUGUUCGUUCGUUCGUUCGUUCGUUUGUUUGUUUGUUUGUUUGUUUUUGUAUUUCAUGCAUUUCCUGGGAGCAGAAACACCCACAGACGAUGUGGCAGCUGUCAGUGAAUACACCGUGCCAAGCUUGCUUUGCUUUUUCCCGUGCAAGUCUUGGCUGCCCAGCUAUAAGAAGCACAUCCUUCACCAGUUUAACAGCCUUACUGAAAGUAACUAAUGUCAUCCCGCCGUUCUUGACAAGAUCACACCCCACUGCUCAUUUACAAGGGUCCAUUUGCUUCAGAGGUAUUGUUUUUCUUAGCAAGGGUAUGCAGUGCCAAUUAGCUAUGCAUGCCAGUGUUUAACCGUAUAAAGUAGUAAAGUCUAGCAUUGAGUUCUGAGUGCACUAUAGAUACCUUCAUAAUGCAUUAUAAUGUUCAGUAUAAUAAUUAAUAAAGCAUUACAGCAUCUUCUGUUGACAGUCAUAAGGCAUCAUAAUGUUAAUUGAAAUACUUCAUAAGCUCCAAUGAAGUUCUCCUCUAUAAUGCACUAUAGAUACCUUCAUAAUGCAUUAUACAGUAAUGGUCGGUAUAAGUUUUAAAGAUGAUUUGUACUGCAUUAUGAAGGUAUCUAUACUGCAUUAUAGAUAAGAGCUUCAUAAAGCAUUCAUAAUGCAUAAUAAACAUGGCUAUAAUGUGUUAUGCCUUUCUAUAAAUAUUUAUGCCCAUGUUUUAAUGCUUUAUGAAUGCAUUAUAAUGUGUUAUGAAUAUGUUCAUAGAUUCUUUUGGACAUACCAUCCAUAGAGAUUGUUAACCGGUUCUCUUAUUGUCCUUUACAUUUACAAAGGCAAAUGCUUGAUGUUGGUAUUUCUGUACUGAUGUGUUUCUGUAAACAGUCUGCUGGCAUUGUCUUUGUGAGUCAUUGCAUCUGUUUUUUCUCUGGAGGACAGGAGUGGAGUUUAAAUCAGAAUCUGUUAAUGGGUGAUAUUUGUAUCUUACUUUAAUGCCUGUUUUACUGUUUUUUAUCAUGAGACUAUCAGGAGGUUGACUUAUUUUUAGAUUCAUUUGUUAUUCCCUUCUGUUUUUUUGUAGGAAGAAAGUAUAGGAAGAAUCGAAGGAACCAUGAUUUGUUUGCUAGUUAAAGUAAUGAUGGGAUGAUAAAGAAUGUGUACUGUGCGUAGUGUUAGAAGGGGAAGGGAGUAGGUUCGCUCACAGGCACACACAGUCAUACACAGUCAUACACAGGCACGCACAGUCACACACAGGCACACACAGUCAUACACAGGUAUGCACAGUCACACACAGUCACAGACAGGCACGCAUAGGUACAUACAGGCACAAACAGUCACAGAGAGGUACACAUAGGCACACACAGUCACACACAGACACACAUAGGCACACAUAGUCAUACACAGGCACACACAAUCACACACAGGCACACAUAGGCACACACAUUCACAGACAGGCACACACAGUCACAAACAGGCACACAUAGGCGCACACAGCCACACACAGGCACACAUAGGCACACAAAGGCACACAUAGGCACACACAGUCACACACAGGCAUACAUAGGCAUACACAGGCAUACAUAGGCACACACAGGCAUACACAGGCACACAUAGGCGCACACAGUCACACAUAGGCGCACACAGUCACACAUAGGCACACACAGUCACACACAGGCACACAUAGGCGCACACAUAGGCACACACAGUCACACACAGGCACACAUAGGCGCACACGGUCACACAUAGGCACACACAGUCACACACAGGCACACAUAGGCAUGCAUAGGCACACACAGGCACACACAGGCAUACAUAGGCACACACAGUCACACACAGGCACACACAGUCAUACACAGGCACACAUAGGCACACACAGGCACACACAGUCAUACACAGGCACACACAGGUACACAUAGGCACACACAGGCACACAUAGGCACACACAGUCACACACAGGCACACAUAGGUGCACACAGUCACACGCAGGCACACAUAGGCACACACAGGCACACAUAGGCGCACACAGGCACACAUAGGUGCACACAGUCACACACAGGCACACAUAGGUGCACACAGGCACACAUAGGCACACACAGUCACACACAGACACACAUAGGCACACAUAGGCACACACAGGCACACAUAGGCGCACACAGGCACACACAGGCACACACAGUCACACACAGGCACACAUAGGUGCACACAGGCACACACAGGCACACACAGACAGAGUACUUGAAAGCAGCAGCUGAAAUCGCAUCCCUGCUUCUCUCACGUUUUGCUUUCUCGUUUUCAAACGAAUUCUGAGCCUUUCACACCCUAUUAAUACAUUUGGCACCUUCUUUGUCAGCCAGAACCAAGGAAACAAACAGUAAGGCAGCACAGAGCAGUAUGGACGGGGUGCAGAGUUCGGGGGCUACAAUCCGCAGGCACCACUUUAUCAUUUAUUUACUCCUACAGUUCCUGUGUGGACCAGCCAUGAAUCUCACCCAUGUCCUUCAUAACCUCCUCUUGUGGACAAACAGUCACCUCUGCAGCACAUGUGAUAUACUCCUCCACCAGAGGGUGAUCUCCUACCCUGGGGAAGUCAGCCUUCCGUAAACCAGCAAUUGAUUUUUUAGAGCCAAAGAGGGGGCAUCAAACCCCCGGGGGGGGCAGACCCCAAGUGCCCCCCCCCCACCCACAAUGUUGUUGAAGGGACGGGGCGGUUGCAAGAGCAAGCCGCUUUGUGGGAUUGAGAUAAGGUG